UGUGUGAAGACGUCAAGAGUGUCAGUGUCAAAAGUUAUUUCAGCCAAGUGUGUUUAUAUUCAAGCCAGAGUGUAGUGUGCUGUUCAGACAAGAUAAAAAGUGUCGAAGCAUUUCACCUUACAAGGAAUUACUAUUGAUUAAACUAGCUUAGAGCUUAUAUUCGUCAAAAUGCCACAACAACCUGAUACCCCAGGCUCACAGCGCUUAACAAACGAUGAUUUCCGUAAGUUACUACAAACUCCAAGAUCUACACCUUCGGGGACCCCUGCGCCCCCUUCUAUACGAGAGGUCAUCGCCAAUUCCACCACUAUGCCUCCCCCUAAAGAAGACAAAAACGAAUUGAGGCGCAAAAAGAAGAGUUUCUAUGCAAAAUUGAAGAAACAAGAGGACAAUAAAAUGGCUGAAUUGGCCGAAAAAUACAGAGACAGAGCCAGCGAGAGACGACAAGGCGUAAAUCCGGAUUAUCAAGCCGACGAUCCAGCCCAAACUGCUCAAGCUUACAGAGCCGUAGCACCAGAUUUGAAAUCCUGCUUCGAUGCAGCAGAACGUAGGAAGAGAAUGAUCCAAGAAUCGAAAUUCUUGGGAGGUGACAUGGAGCACACUCACUUGGUGAAGGGUCUGGAUUACGCCCUUCUACAAAAGGUACGCAGUGAAAUACAACAAAAAGAAAUGGAACAAGAGGUGGAAUUGGAAAAAUUAGCCACGAAAACUAUCGAAGAAAAGGAGAAGAAGGAAAUGCAAAAGAAGGAAGAGGAGGAAUUAAAGUUCCAGACUAAAAUUGGAAGAGCCAUCUAUCACACAGUGCACGCUUUGAAAUCCAGGCAUAUAGAGAAAUCUGAACUGUUCAUUCCAGGUCGGAUGGCUUACGUCAUUGAUUUGGAGGAUGAUGCCGAAUCUGAUAUUCCCACCACCGUUAUUCGAUCAGUAGCAGAUGUACCGUCGUUUGAAUUAACAACAACCUUAACCACCAACGAUAUUGUCAUCAACAAGUUAACUCAAAUUCUGAGUUAUUUGAGACAAGGUAAUCGCAAAUAUAAGAAGGGCAAAAGGCCUCUCACUGAGAACAAUAAAGAGAUUGAGAUGGAACCUGAGCAAAAAAGGGCGAAACGUCCAGAUUUCGAUGACUCAAUCUAUGGCGACAUAGGAGAUUACGUCCCUACCAAAUCAAGCAAGGACAAAGAUAGGAGCAAACGUCAACCUUACUUUGACAAGCACGAAGAACAAGUGGAUAACAACGCUCCCACCCUCAAGGUCAAUAAGUCGGCUCAGAUCCUGAACAAGUUAACACAAGAACCCGAAGGUUACGCCGAGUGUUAUCCAGGUCUGGAAGAGAUGAACGACGCAAUCGAUGAUUCGGACGAUGAGGUCGAUUACUCCAAGAUGGAUCUUGGUAAUAAGAAGGGUCCGAUCGGAAGGUGGGACUUUGAUACCGCCGAAGAAUAUUCUGACUACAUGAAUCAGAAGGAGGCCCUUCCUAAGGCUGCGUUCCAGUACGGUCUCAAGAUGGCUGACGGUAGGAGGAGUAGGAAGCACAAGGAUAAGAACGAGAAGGCUCAUUUGGACAGGGAAUGGCAGAAAAUACAGAAUAUGAUACAGAAAAGGAAGUGAAUUCUUGUAUAUAGAUUUUUGGUGAUGUAUAGUGAAUUUUUUUAUUGCGAUCAAUUUAUUGUUUAUAGAUUUGAAAGUAAUUCCUUUGUACACUUUGAUAAGUGGCGAUUUUUCAUUCAUUAUUAUCGUUGUUAGAUAAUAACUAGAAAUAAUGCACUUUCAUUGUCCUCAUAUGCAUAUAUAGGGUGUUCCCAUUAGAAGUUUAUUGUAUAUAGAACUCCAUG
This is a messenger RNA of Coccinella septempunctata (seven-spotted ladybird), 1832 nucleotides long. It is a transcript of the gene beag, whose product is annotated as protein Red. Lineage: Eukaryota; Metazoa; Arthropoda; Insecta; Coleoptera; Coccinellidae. Bases 169 to 1608 code for a protein of 479 amino acids. Gene Ontology annotation, cellular component: nucleus. Gene Ontology annotation, biological process: mRNA splicing, via spliceosome. The record is from RefSeq and is a predicted model, not a curated record. The transcript has 2 exons.